UUGUAUCGGGUUACCUCCUUCAAUUCUCAACGAAACCCGUCGUCAAAGUGGGUUUCCGGCAGAGAUCAUAUAUCUUCUAGGGUGUCCACCUUUGAAAUUCAAUCUCCAAUUGAGCAUCACAAACCCUAGAAAAUCGUUCCAGAUGAAUACAAAAUCGCUCCAAAUCCUGGUGCACUCACCGGACCUCGGAAUUUCCCUUCAAUCCACAACCAACCACGAAACCCUUUCCGAUCUCAAAAACUCUCUUUUCCCUCAAUCACACCAAUCCUUCUACUUCACCUUCAAUGGCAAACCCCUCCCCGACAAAACCCCUCUUUCCCAAUUCCCCCCUCUCUCCACCCUCUCUCUCCGCUCCCGCCUCCUUGGCGGCGGCGGAGACGGCGGCGCCACCGGAGCCGAGUCCCGCGACUGCUACCUCAACAUGUACGCCGACAAGAAGCCCGACAAGGUGGACCCCAAUGAACAGCGUCUCUCCAAGUGGCACAAUUGCGCCCUCUCCAACGAACCCUUGAGAGAGCCCUGCGUGAUCGAUAAAUUGGGGAAUAUCUUCAACAAGGAAGCGCUGGUGGAAGCGUUGUUGGGGAAGAAGCUUCCCAAGGAAUUUGGGCACAUCAAGGGUUUGAAGGAUAUGAUUAAUGUUCAGCUUUCUGCGAUUCCUGGAGCGGAUGAUGGGGCAAAGUUUCAGUGCCCUGUUGCGGGGCUUGAAUUCAACGGGAAGUAUAGGUUUUUCGCGCUGAGGAAUUGUGGGCAUGUUUUGAGUGCGAAGGCUCUGAGGGAGGUUAAGUCUUCGUCGUGUUUGGUUUGUCACAAGGAGUAUGCUGACGUGGAUAAGGUUGUGCUCAAUGGGAGUGAUGAGGAGGUUGCGGUUUUGAGGGAGAGGAUGGAGGAGGAGAAAGCUAAGAUUAGGGAGAAGAAGAGUAAGAAGGUUAAGAAUAAUGGUAAUGAUGACGGUGUGAGUUUGGAAGGGACUAGGUUGAGUGGUACUAAGCAUGGUGUUGAUGGUAAGGGUGUAGAGAAAGCUUCGGCUAAGGUGGAACGAAAUGGGAAGGUUGGUAAUGGUAAUGUUGGUUUGAAUGGUGGUGCUGCUGCUGCUGCCAAGCGUUUCAAGGCUGUUGAUCUGGCCCCGGCGAAUGCUACAAAGGAUGUGUAUGCUUCCAUCUUCACUUCGUCGAGGAAGUCUGAGUUUAAAGAAACUUAUAGCUGUAGGUCUCUUCCUCUUGGAAGAAACUGAUUCAGGUGUCUGGUUGUGCAUUAUGAUAUAGACUAUGUUUAAGUGAGAGAUAUCGUCUAAGUCGGGGGCUGAAGGUUCGAACAUGUGACAUUCACAUUCAGGGUAAUUAGUUUUGUUUCUCAUGUAUGAGUAGGUCAGCGAUGUCCAUGGUCCAUAGAGUAUUGCACUAGCAUUACCCUUUGUAGAUGAGGAAUGUAAAGAAAGCGCUUGGAAGAUGAUAUUAUAGAGUGCUUAUUUAAGCUUUAUGAAAAUAAUUUAGGACUACUAUAAAUUCUUUUUAGCUUAUUUCAACAAGCAUCUUAUUGUAGUUUAUUGAAAUAAACUAUUUUUACCUUAUUCCAAUAGGUUUCAUGCUUAAAUAUAUGUUAUAAAUUCUCAUGUUA
Glycine soja is the source of this 1614-nucleotide messenger RNA. RefSeq names its product protein RTF2 homolog. NCBI's taxonomy places the organism in Eukaryota, Viridiplantae, Streptophyta, Magnoliopsida, Fabales, Fabaceae. The transcript is spliced from 2 exons. The record is from RefSeq and is a predicted model, not a curated record. Gene Ontology annotation, biological process: site-specific DNA replication termination at RTS1 barrier; mitotic DNA replication termination. Bases 143 to 1231 code for a protein of 362 amino acids. Gene Ontology annotation, cellular component: nucleus.